This is a messenger RNA of Rhizophagus irregularis DAOM 181602=DAOM 197198, 165 nucleotides long. The record is from RefSeq and is a predicted model, not a curated record. Lineage: Eukaryota; Fungi; Glomeromycota; Glomeromycetes; Glomerales; Glomeraceae.
AUGAUCUUGGAAGAAUGUGCGAAGGAUUACGAUUCAAAUGAUGAUGGAUAUGGUGGAUAUAAUGAAUAUAGUGAACGUGAUAGAGGUUAUUACUGUUAUGAUGGAGGAUAUGAAAGAAAAACCUCACUAAUGAUGAGUCCUAUUAUCUUUCUGGUAACCGCCUAG